UCCCCUUCCCCUGGCCCUGGGGCCGGGGCCUCGGUAUCGCGAUCGCUUGCUUAAUUCUCUCCACAUUUCCUUCUGGUAGCCCAACUCGGCUUUGACUCGGUUUAUCAUUUUUGUUUUUGUUGAAAUUUAGCCAACAAAAACAAAAUCAAAAUUUAGAAAGAAAAAAGAAAAAAAAAAAAAAAAAGAAAUUCCCGAGAGAGCGAGCGAGCGAGCAGCAAUUCAGCUCUGACAAAGAAAGGAAAGCUGGAAAGGGGGAACAAUGCCCCGUUUCUCUGUCCGCGUUAGGCAGCAGAUUCUCGGAUUCGUUGAUUUCAGAUAGAUAAUAAUUAGGUAUAUAGAACCCUAAUUUGGUGAAUUUUGAAUCCAAUGCAUUGGUGUUGGAGGAGUUUUGAAGCGGCCAAUUCAUCCAUCGAAUCGGAGGAGAAGGGGGUUUCCGGCGACUGCGGCAGCGGAUCUGAUGGUGCCAGCUCCGGUGGCGCUUUUCGGAGAGAGCUGUCGGUGUGGUGCCAGUGAUAGGAGUAGGACGGACGGACGGCGACGAUGCAGCUUCACUUCUCACCUAGCAUGAGAAGCAUAACCAUAUCGAGCAGCAACAAUGGGUUUGUUGACUUGAUGAAGAUCAAGGUCGCAGCUCGCCACCUCUCUUACCGCACGCUAUUCCACACGAUCCUCAUCCUCGCUUUUCUCUUGCCCUUUGUCUUUAUUCUCACCGCUCUUGUCACCCUCGAAGGUGUCAACAAGUGCUCCUCAUUCGAUUGUUUAGGCAGGCGUUUGGGACCAAAACUUCUUGGCAGAGUAGAUGAUUCAGAGAGAUUGGUUAGAGAUUUUUACAAAAUUCUCAAUCAAGUGAGUGCGGAGAAAAUUCCAGAUGGCCUGAAGCUGCCAGAGUCAUUUACUCAACUCAUUUCUGAAAUGAAAAGCAAGAAGUACAAUGUGAAGGACUUUGCUUUCAUCUUAAGGGCAAUGAUGGAGAGAUCUGAGAGAGAUAUCAGGGAGUCAAAAUUUGCAGAAUUAAUGCAUAAGCACUUUGCUGCAAGCGCCAUUCCUAAAGGCAUCCACUGUCUCUCUCUGCGGCUGACUGAUGAGUAUUCAUCCAAUGCUUAUGCACGCAGACAAUUGCCUUCUCCAGAACUGCUCCCUUUGCUCUCAGACAAAGCAUACUAUCAUUUUGUCGUAUCAACUGAUAACAUACUUGCAGCUUCAGUAGUGGUCACAUCUACUGUCCAGUCAUUUAAAAGGCCAGACAAGAUAGUGUUUCAUGUCAUCACUGACAAGAAAACAUAUGCUGGCAUGCACUCAUGGUUUUCCUUGAAUCUUGUUUCACCAGCUAUUGUUGAAGUAAAGGGUGUUCACCAGUUCGAUUGGUUAACAAGAGAGAACGUGCCAGUGCUUGAAGCUGUAGAAAGCCAUUAUGGUAUCAGGAACUACUACCAUGGGAAUCAUGUUGCUGGGACAAACCUCAGUGAAACUACUCCAAGGACAUUUGCUUCAAAAUUACAGGCUAGAAGCCCAAAGUACAUUUCAUUGCUUAACCAUCUUCGCAUUUAUAUACCAGAGCUGUUUCCAAACCUUGACAAGGUGGUAUUUUUAGAUGAUGAUGUAGUAGUUCAGAAGGACCUUUCUCCAUUAUGGGAAAUUGACCUUGUUGGAAAGGUUAAUGGAGCUGUAGAAACCUGCAAAGGUGAAGAUGAGUGGGUCAUGUCCAAGAGAUUCAGGAACUACUUCAAUUUUACACAUCCUCUCAUAGAAAAGAAUCUGAAUCCUGAUGAAUGUGCAUGGGCUUAUGGGAUGAACGUCUUUGAUUUACGUGCAUGGAGAAUGACAAAUAUAAGAGAUACCUAUCACUCUUGGCUGAAGGAGAAUCUGAAGUCUAACUUGACAAUGUGGAAGCUGGGAACUCUGCCACCUGCACUGAUUGCAUUUAAAGGUCAUGUACAAGCAAUCGACCCAUCUUGGCACCUGCUUGGGCUGGGCUACCAGAACAAUACCAAAAUUGAGUCUGUGAAAAGGGCUGCUGUUAUCCACUACAAUGGGCAGUCAAAACCAUGGCUGGAGAUAGGGUUUGAGCAUCUCCGCCCAUUUUGGACCAAAUAUGUUAACUACUCGAAUGAUUUUAUUAGGAAUUGCCACAUGCUGGAGUAGUUGAUCGUCAAGUAAGGGAGCUUAAACAAGAAAGUUGGGACAGCAGAUGGGAAGCUGGACGCAUUUGCAGUAGUUCCUCUUGUGGUUUCAAGUUUUGUGGAUUUCAUCAUCUGAGAAGAGAAACACAAUAUAUUGGCCCAAAAAUGGCCGUACAUUCAUGAUCCUAAUUCCCUGCCAUCCCCCUACUUGAGGAUCUGGGGCACCCCCAGUAUGGCAUGGGCCUGCAAUUUAUUCUUUCAGUCUCUGUGUAAUAUAGCAAUCAGGUGGUGUAAUUUUUUUGGUUGGAAGAGGACACGCGUGAUUUGGCCCUCAUGGAAGAGUAGUUGCUUUUUUUGCAGUGCUCACUGCUCAGCAACUGAAGAACGGAAUAAUCAGGAAUCCAUCCUGCUGCUGGUGCACGGUCACAGAAGAAGAGGUUAGGACCCACCCAGUCUUUUUUGAGGAUUUCACAUUAGCCCCGUUAGUUUCUUUUUUGGUUUUUCCUUUGGUUAUUGGUUCCAUUUUUUUUUUUUUUCCUUUUCUGGAUUUCAAAUCAUUGUCAUCAUUCUUAGGUGGUAGGUUUCAGAGAUUUACUGUCUCUUAGGUUACAUUCCAUUCCAUUGGGUUGGGGAACUGUUAUUGUUUUUGAUUUAUAUAUAUACCGUUAUUUGUUAUGUACGAAGAUGAUUCAUGAACAUAUAUUCACAAUGUGCAGAGAAUUCUUCUUUGGCAUUCUUUCAAAAUCCUUCAGAUGCCUGCC
This is a messenger RNA of Diospyros lotus (date-plum), 2881 nucleotides long. Its product is annotated as probable galacturonosyltransferase 14. Gene Ontology annotation, molecular function: polygalacturonate 4-alpha-galacturonosyltransferase activity. The transcript is spliced from 6 exons. The coding region runs from base 541 to 2142 and encodes 533 amino acids. The record is from RefSeq and is a predicted model, not a curated record. NCBI's taxonomy places the organism in Eukaryota, Viridiplantae, Streptophyta, Magnoliopsida, Ericales, Ebenaceae.